AAUAUAUAUAUCUAUAUAUAUUUUCAUGUGUUAUAUACAUAGUUUGUAUAUAUGAUUUAAGAAAUAGUCUAAGCCUCGCCUCAACUAGUCAUUUUAGUCCAUUGUAUUUAAGUAGUCUUCAUUUCAAUAUGAAUCGAUCCAUGCAAGGCAGUGUUCGAUCCGUAAGCACUACACGUAGUAGUAAAGCAUUUCUGAGUAAAAUGGAUAAAAUGUCAGAGCAUUUAUUCGAUAUUGUUAAGAGUGGUUCUAUGGUGAAACGUGCUCAAAACAAAAAACGAUUUACUCCAGUCAAUUACAAGCAGCGUUGGUUUGAACUCACUAAGAAGACGUUGUCUUACUUUGACAUCGAAAACGUUGAGCGUCGACGUGAACGUGGUCGCAUUCCAGUCAAAGGUGUCAGACUUGUUGAAACUGCUACGGUUAAUGGUGAAGGUGGAGAUCCUUUUGCACCGGAUGGUUACCCGUUUCAAGUAGGCUACUGUGAAACUUCUGACGAUCAGCAACAAUCUGGUCGUUCUGUGCCACAAUAUACCUUGUAUUUAGUUGCUAGUAGUGAAAAGGAACGUAGCGAUUGGAUACGUGUCAUAAGACAAGUUUGUGAGGACACAAAUACACCGAAGUCAUAUCGUUUUCAUCCUGGUCUGUGGUCUGGCAAGAAAUGGUCUUGCUGUAAAGGCAUUAGUCGCAGUACAUUUGGUUGUCAAGCAGCAACGCAUUGGCGUGAAACCAAUAAUAAUCCAAGCACUGGAAGUUCUCCCGCCCAGAAUUCAACUCGCAGCAUUAGUCCAAAUAAUUCAACCUCAACCAGUCAAUUCAGUUUACAUCAUAAUAGUUCUGGCAGUUUAGGUAGUUCCACACCUACCUCACUUCAUCCACAGUCAUCUGUAUCCACAUUUAAGCAGUCACCAAAUAUUUUAAACGGUAACAGUUCAUUAUUGGAUAACACAAUGCCAGGUGGUAUACCAACUCCCGGUACCCCAAAUUCUAAAGCUAAGGACAAUUCACAUUUUGUUAAAAUUGUCGUAGCCUUAUAUCCAUUUAAGGCCAUUGAAGGUGGUGAUUUAUCACUAGAAAAGAAUGCUGAAUAUGAAGUAAUUGAUGAUUCUCAAGAGCAUUGGUGGAAAGUUAAAGAUGCUCUUGGCAAUGUCGGCUAUAUACCCAGUAAUUAUGUUAAGCCGAAAGCUUUACUAGGCUUGGAGCGUUAUGAUUGGUACGUUGGAGAUAUGUCUCGUCAACGCGCUGAGUCGUUAUUAAAACAAGGCGAUAAGGAGGGCUGUUUUGUAGUGCGUAAAUCAUCAACAAAAGGAUUAUACACACUUUCGCUACAUACCAAAGUUCCACAAUCUCAUGUUAAACAUUAUCACAUCAAGCAAAAUGCACGCGGCGAAUAUUAUUUAAGCGAAAAACAUUGCUGCGAAACUAUACCAGAUUUGAUAAACUACCAUCGACAUAAUUCCGGUGGCUUAGCAUGUCGUUUAAAAUCGUCUCCUCGUGAUAGACCAGUGCCACCGACAGCAGGUUUAUCACAUGAUAAAUGGGAAAUACAUCCCAUGGAACUAAUGCUUAUGGAAGAAUUAGGCUCUGGACAAUUUGGUGUUGUACGACGUGGUAAGUGGCGCGGUUCAAUUGACACAGCGGUUAAAAUGAUGAAAGAAGGUACCAUGUCUGAAGAUGAUUUCAUUGAGGAGGCCAAAGUAAUGACCAAAUUACAACAUCCGAAUUUGGUACAAUUGUAUGGGGUCUGCUCCAAACAUCGCCCGAUUUAUAUCGUUACUGAAUAUAUGAAGCAUGGCUCGUUAUUGAAUUACUUACGUCGGCAUGAAACUACUUUGAUCGGUAAUAUGGGCUUAUUGUUAGAUAUGUGUAUUCAGGUCAGCAAGGGAAUGGCUUACUUGGAGCGUCACAAUUAUAUACAUCGCGAUUUGGCUGCACGUAAUUGUCUUGUCGGCUCUGAAAAUGUUGUUAAGGUUGCCGAUUUUGGUUUGGCACGUUAUGUUUUAGAUGAUCAGUAUACAAGUUCCGGUGGUACCAAAUUUCCUAUUAAAUGGGCACCACCAGAGGUAUUAAAUUACACACGCUUCUCAUCAAAGAGUGAUGUAUGGGCAUAUGGUGUACUUAUGUGGGAGAUAUUUACCUGUGGCAAGAUGCCAUAUGGACGUCUAAAGAAUACCGAAGUUGUUGAUCGUGUACAACGUGGCAUUAUACUAGAAAAACCAAAGUCAUGCGCAAAGGAAAUUUACGAUGUCAUGAAAAAGUGUUGGUCUCCUGGCCCCGAAGAUCGCCCAUCAUUCCGUGUGCUAAAGGAGCAGUUAGCUCUCGUUGCACAAACCCUCACCGAUUAAAUGAUAACAUUAAAUUAUCAUAACAACUAUAAUAAAAAAUAUUAUAUGCAGUAUAUGCAAUAUAAAUA
This is a messenger RNA of Teleopsis dalmanni, 2410 nucleotides long. It is a transcript of the gene Btk29A, whose product is annotated as tyrosine-protein kinase Btk29A. The transcript has 14 exons. Gene Ontology annotation, biological process: peptidyl-tyrosine autophosphorylation; intracellular signal transduction. Bases 129 to 2342 code for a protein of 737 amino acids. Gene Ontology annotation, molecular function: non-membrane spanning protein tyrosine kinase activity; ATP binding; protein binding. Lineage: Eukaryota; Metazoa; Arthropoda; Insecta; Diptera; Diopsidae. The record is from RefSeq and is a predicted model, not a curated record.